AUGGCCGCAGUCACAAUCACUGUACCACUUCUCUCCCCAGGGUCUGCUGCCCGGCGCACAGGCCCGCGACCAGAAUCAUGGACCAUUCCGCCGGUGGACGUCAAUGAAACCUUCAUCAGGAAGCUGGCGAUCCUGAUUCUCAGUCUGGUUGAUCCGUUCGAUGCCUUCUACAUCAGAUGGACGGCCGACAACAUCCGCAGCCUCCUGUGCGCGGACAACGAGAUCGUCCCCUGGCUCACCUGGAUCAACCGGGCAUCCUACCAGAUGACCAUGCCACUGCCGAGGGUGCCCAAGAACCUAGACCGGCUCAUCUACACCCUGCUCCCCUCCGCACGGAUCUCGGCCACCACCGGCACCUUCAACAGCUCCUGGAAAAUUGCCGAAACCAUGACCCUGAUUGGCCUGCCCACGCCCAAGGAGAAGGUUCUCGCCAUGCAACACUGCCUCCGGAAUGCCCUGGACUACAAGAAGCUGCCUAGGUGCCGGGAUCCGCUUCCACGCAGCAUCUUGGGCGUGGCGGGCCUCCAUCGCCGCAUGACCACCCUUGAGCAGCGGAUCGGAGAGCCCGCUCUCGACACCAGAUUCACGGUGGUGCUCGCUCUGAGCCAGGACUACGCGUGGCCCCAGACCGUCAAGACCCUCGCCGUCACGGGAGAACUGGACCAUCUGCAAGUGGCGGCGAUGCAGCAACUUCCCACGGUCCAGAGCCCCGUCCUCGCUGUGGUCCUGGUUGUCGUUGUGCUUCUCACUCCGCCCUUUGAAACCCAGCUGGAGAUUCCACAUCCCGGCUUCCCCUUUGAGGCUGAGAUACGAGACAAUUUCUUCCUCGGGCUCAACAACCUGCAGGCGCGGUACGGGCUGCAGAACUUCGCCCAGAGCCUGACCCCGGCCAUGGCCAACCUGCCAGACGCUCAGGUGAGCGACGUGGCCCAAUGGAACCGGUACUGGGACGCCACUUUCCCUCAGGUCUGCCCCCCACCAGCGGAGGAGGAGGAGACACCACGGAGCAGCAGUGACAAACAAAGGCAGCGGUCGUCGGGGUCUCUUACAUCACAAACUGUCCAUCCCGUCUCUGCACCAGAAACUUUCCCUCCCAUCCCUCCGGCCCUUUAUGUCCUCGCAUGGCCGAUCAUCCAAGUCCAAGCAACCGCCGCCACCACCACUUCCCAAUUAAUAAACGACUCUAGGAUGACUCCCUCCUCCUCCCUCCAAAUCAAGCUCCUGGACUCGGCCUCCAAGGUGCAGAAGAGGGUGGGGAUGAGCAACGCCGACUUCCACAUGCUCACGACUUUCGCUCGACAAGCCCAUUCCAGUUAUCUCGCCAACAACCCGGAUUCUCCGUACGCCGACCCCCAUGUCGUCUGGGGAGGGAUUCCCCUGAAGGAGCUGGCCGUCAUUGUCCAACAAGUGUUCCGUCUCUGCGAGUCCAAUAGAGUCUUCUUCCCGCCCAAAACUCCAGUCGAGUUGAGGGUGACAUGUAUCGAACAGCGCGUCUACGCCGCCAGGAAGACGUGGAUGUAUGCGACGCGAGACAAACUCAAACGUGCCAACAAAGACACGACUUCUUCUUCUUCUUCUUCACUGCCCAACAACGACAACAAGCGUGGACCGCCUCCGUCUCGGUGUCCGCCGCCCUCGGAUCAUCCAUGUCAGAUUCAUGUCCAGGAGCAGCAGCCCACGCCUCCUCCUCCUCCUCAGCCCACCAUCCCACCCACACUUCAGCCUGACCCCAAGUCAACGACGAACAUGAUGCACCUGCAACACCUUCUCUGUUCAUGA
Molecule: messenger RNA, 1779 nt
Organism: Fonsecaea multimorphosa CBS 102226
Lineage: Eukaryota; Fungi; Ascomycota; Eurotiomycetes; Chaetothyriales; Herpotrichiellaceae
Exons: 2
Coding region: 1-1779 (592 amino acids)
Source: RefSeq, a predicted model, not a curated record